UCAUCCUCUGUACAAGGGCAGAAUUGUUUAUGCAAUGUAGUGCUUUGGUUUUGCAGGGCUUUUAUUGUUGGGUUUGAUUUUAUUUAUAUAUAUGUAUAUGCUAUGCUUAGAGCACCAUAUCUUAUCACCUGCUUUUAAAACCAAUUCCCAUAAACUAUUUUUAAUAAACCCCAGUCCUGCAAACACUUAUGCACUUGCUUUUCUUUAAGAGGAUGAGUAGUCCCACUGAAAUCAAAGUCAAGGGGGCCAGUCUCUCCGUUUAAUAGUUUCCCAGUGUUUUGAAAUCUGACCAUAACCGUGUUUACUUGCCGCUAAUUAUAGCGAGGUAGCUAGAAACUACCAGAUAGUCUUUUUGACUUUAAUUAUUAGCAGACAUAAAUGUACAAAAGCCAGAAACUGGCUGAGUAAACUUACUUUUAAAAUUAAAUGCUUAGGAGAUAUUGUGGGGUGGCUGGGGAAAGGAAGUGCGUUUCAGCUGUAGAGGAUCAUCCUGCUGACCGGCCUGACCACCUAUUAAAGUUAUACACACAAGGCUGCUUUUCACUAGAGGAUGGUGUGUGAGAAGAAUCGAGGAAGGUAAGCGAUUUGCCGAAAGGACGAAGGACCGGCAGCGAGGGACUCGGGGACAGUCCCUCUUCCACCUUUGGGUGCAGCGCUGCCCUUGCUCCUGAUGCGUCCCUACACGGAAGGGGCGGGUCCGUACGCGGGCGGGGCCUGAAGCGCUCGCUCGGCCUAAGGCCGCAGAGCCGCUGCCGCCGCCAUUUUGGUUUGCUGUGAGAAGGGUCUGAGACGGUGGUGCGCCGGUCCUGGGCCGGUGGGGUCCUGCCCUCCACGGGCCCUGUCAGUGCGGACGGGAGGAUGCGACGCGGAGAAGGCCGGAGUCCCUGACACGGCUGCAGGCGGCGGCGUUUUUCCUGGCGCCGGGGGAGAUGGACUCUGGAGCCCGCCAGGGCGGUGGCGCCUUAGGACAAUCCCGCGAGUAUAAACUGGUGAUGCUGGGAGCUGGCGGCGUGGGCAAGAGCGCUAUGACCAUGCAGUUCAUCAGCCACCGGUUCCCAGAGGACCAUGAUCCUACCAUUGAGGAUGCUUAUAAAAUACGAAUACGGAUUGAUGAUGAACCUGCAAAUUUGGAUAUUUUGGACACAGCAGGACAGGCAGAGUUUACAGCUAUGCGGGACCAGUACAUGAGGGCAGGUGAGGGAUUUAUCAUCUGUUAUUCAAUUACGGACCGACGCAGUUUUCAUGAAGUGCGUGAGUUCAAACAGCUCAUCUACCGUGUUCGGCGCACUGAUGACACUCCUGUGGUUCUUGUGGGGAACAAAUCUGAUCUGACACUGCUCCGACAGGUCUCCAAAGAAGAAGGCUCAGCUUUAGCCCGAGAAUUCAGCUGCCCUUUUUUUGAAACUUCAGCCGCAUUCCGCUAUUAUAUCGAUGAUGUAUUUCAUGCUCUUGUGCGAGAGAUACGUAGGAAAGAGAAGGAAGCAAUAAUGGCCAUGGAAAAAAAAUCCAAACCCAAAAGCAGCGUAUGGAAAAGACUAAAGUCACCAUUCCGAAAGAAGAAAGAUUCAGUGACCUGAAGGGGAGGGGAUGUAUCUGUCAAACUGUGAACUGGAAUAUGUAGUCAAAGCAGUCCAGUGACCUACAUUUUUGAGCAUUAUGCUUUCUCUAUUUUUUGACUAUUUUUAAAAGGAAAUCUAACUAUUGGGAGUUUGGGGGGCGGGGCUGCGAUUUACGUUGUUUAAAGUAAUCUUCCUCCCCUCCCCCCCUCCACCUCCCAUUUCAGAACAUUUGGUCUAUGACACAGCAGUGGGUUUUACUUUUGUUUACUGUCACUUUCUGACUUGUAUCCAGCAAAUGUCACUGAUGUAGUUGGUUGCAAAUGCUGUUACGUAUGUUCCUGCACUUUUAAAUGUCUAUCUUAAGGGAUCUCAGCAUAAUGAAAACCGCACUAUGU
Molecule: messenger RNA, 1954 nt
Organism: Trachemys scripta elegans
Lineage: Eukaryota; Metazoa; Chordata; Testudines; Emydidae
Gene: RIT1
Product: Ras like without CAAX 1
Exons: 6
Coding region: 930-1577 (215 amino acids)
Biological process (GO): Ras protein signal transduction
Cellular component (GO): plasma membrane
Molecular function (GO): calmodulin binding; GDP binding; GTP binding
Source: RefSeq, a predicted model, not a curated record